Messenger RNA from Salvelinus namaycush (lake trout), 11405 nucleotides. It is a transcript of the gene setd2, whose product is annotated as SET domain containing 2, histone lysine methyltransferase. NCBI's taxonomy places the organism in Eukaryota, Metazoa, Chordata, Actinopteri, Salmoniformes, Salmonidae. Gene Ontology annotation, biological process: regulation of DNA-templated transcription. The record is from RefSeq and is a predicted model, not a curated record. The transcript has 20 exons. Gene Ontology annotation, molecular function: histone H3K36 methyltransferase activity; protein binding. Bases 16 to 8910 code for a protein of 2964 amino acids. Gene Ontology annotation, cellular component: nucleus; chromosome.
CUCUCGCCUCGAGUGAUGUUGUCCAGUCAUCUCCUGCCUAAAGGAACCAAGAGGAAGGUGAACCUGGACGAUCAGGGUCGCCAGAAAGUGUCUUUCAGCUUCUCUCUGACAAAGAAACCGCUGCAGAACUUAUUCCUGGCCCCUCCCAGUCAGGAAAAAUCUCUUGCUGAACUCCCCUCUGUCCUGUCACCUACAACCUCACUCCCUCAGGACAGAGCAGGGCAGCAUACGGAAAGCAAAAAUGAGCAAAUGCAGCCACCCUUGUUGGUGCCCACACCAGUAGCAGAGAUCCUUGCACCUCAGACGGCAGUCUCCUCAGUCCCCAAACCUAAAGUGGACUUGGGAAAGAUGCACUUCAAGAAACAGAUUCUCAGUGCAUCUGUUAUUGAAGAUAGUCCCAUAACCAGUGUUGUCUUACAGGAUCCACCCCCUUCCGAGCAACAGGUUUUAAUGGAAUCUUCAGGUAAAAUUGAAACUGUCACCCCAACACGAACGCCCCAGUCUCAGAACAUGGACAAUGACGGCCCCUCUGAGAAUGCUCUCACUCGUGUAUCUGAUGUGAAGCUGGACCUCAGUCUCAAGGAACCGACUGAUUCCUCCCACAAAGGGAAAGUGGAUGUAAACACUUCCAGUAUAACAGAGACGCAAGACACCUCAGAAAACAUACAAAUCCGUUCCCGGUCGGACAGCACACUCCCUGGCUCAGAAUCUGAUGCUGAUUCAGUGCAGACGUCUUCUAGCUACAAGUCAGGUGAACCCAAGGCCACAGCAAAGUUGGAGAGUAGAAGUAAGGAUACAAAAGAUAUGUCCUCUUCUCGCUCCAAAUUAGAGGAAACAGAAAAAAGUUCUAACCAUUCACGUUCUGAGAAGGACGAAAGAACCUCUAGUUACUCAAAAUCUGACCGAGAUUCCAAGUCUGACCGAGAAUUAAGGUCAACCUCUGACCGAGAAUCAAAGCGCACACCUUCGCGGUCAUCCCGCUCUGACAAAGGCCGCAGAAGGACUAAGAGUCGGUCGAGGUCCAGAUCAAGAGGUCCCCGGACGAGUUCCAGAUCUGAGACACGCUCCAGAUCUGAGAGAUCUAGAAGCGAGAGAGGGUCAGGAUCACGGUCUGAUCGGUCAUAUUACGACUCUGAGCGGAGGUCAGGAGGUCACAGAAGUUCUCCGUACAGAGAGAGGAGAGGCAGCUCUCGCUCUCGGACCGAUAGCAGCAGAGUCCGCGGCGACAGCUCUGACUCUGAAGAUGACCACAGAAGAACUCGGACUAGAACAAGUGAUUCCAGCAGGUCAUCCACCCAUUCUAGCUUGCAGAGAGAUUCAAAGUCAUACUCAUCUCACUCGAAAUCUGAACGAGAUUCAGAGAUAGAUAAAAUAACACAAUCUUCUAAGUCUGAGAGGGCCUCAAAGAGAACUGUUGACUCCAGUUCCCUCCAAAAGUGCUCUACUGAUGUAGAACCUAAUCACAGGAAAUCCAACACCCACUACAAGCCGGACAUCAGUGUUCGAUCCAAUCAUUCCAGUCCACAUGCCCUCUCUCAAACAUCGGACAAAAGGCUCCAGAAAAGCAGCUAUAGUGAAUCUGAGGUAGCUCACAAAGGGAAGUCUCAGUCACAGGGCUCUGACCGCUCUUCUGGCUCUGAAGGGGCAUGGACAUCUUCCACCAAUAAAUCAGACUCUAAGCAAAUGUCUGCCUCCAUGUCAUCAGUGAAAACUAAUAGACAAUCAAAGGACACAUUUCACAGUCCCAAUAAGAUACAAACCCCUUCUGAUGCUCACCCUCAGAGCAAAAAUGACAAAGCAGGAGCAGAUUCCCAUCUAGCAGAUACUUGCCAAAGGGAGGAUGUUGGCAACAUGAAUGACAUCACAUCCCAAGAUAAAGGCUUACAAAAACCAACUCUGUCGUUACCUUCAAAUUGUGAUCCAACUGACAGAUUGCAAGAACCAGCGUUGGAUCUAGUUAAUGAGAAGAUCCAUCAUUGCAUUGAGGUUCAGAAUGACUCGGCAGCAACUUUACCGAACAACUCUAGUGGAGACCAAUUAUGUGAAAAAUUUGCCUUAGGGGACAUUGACAAUGUUAAUAAAAGCCUUUGCUCUGAACAAACAAAAGAUGCACAGCAUGUAGACCCCCAAAUAGAAUCCACUGAGAAGUGGGUUGAUGUAAGCAACUCUAGCUUUUCCUGCAGUAAUGACAGAGUAAUACCCAGCCAGGAUAAGACUGUUUUUCAAGGUUCCGUUGGGUCAAAGUCAUUACCAUCUACAGUAGACGUAUCUGUCAGAGACCACCCUAAGCAGAACACUAAACCAGAAAAUACUGUGUGUUCUAGUAGAAAUGUGAAUAUCAACAUGCAGUCUUGCAAAAACGUCCCUCUCAAAUCUGAACCCUCUAGUCCCGAACCUCAGUUUCCCAACCAGACUGAACAACAGAACUCUAGUUUAAGGAAAAACAGAGGUAAAACAAAACAAUCGCGUUGGGAUAUUGUUGGACAAGACACCUCAGACAGUGAUAAUCCUCAGAAAUUGCCUUCCCAAGAAAGUAAACCUGCUGUGAAAAAGGUCAUCUCCGUCAAGAGAAUUGAGUUUUCUAAAGACGUCAGCCAGGAAGAGCCGUCUCUGAAGGGUCAACUGAAAUGGGAAGCUGAGUUGCAUUCCAAGACGAUUAAGCAAGAAAUUAUUAUCACACAAGAACACAGCUCAGCACCAAUAACUUUUGGGAACGACCAAUCAGAGUCCACAAACCCAACUGCACAACCAGGCACCUGUGAAACCAGCAGUGACCAUUUAGACACCAAACCCCACGUCAGCCAAAUGGAUGACGAUCCCUCACUUUUAAAUAAUACCUCACAUGUAGACAGAGCUAGAAGGGAGCAGUGUAGGAAUGACGAUGGUAAUGAAGAGAAACCUAAAGAUGGCCCUCACAAGAGCAAACUGCUGAAGACACUAGUGUCGAGCCAGGACGGUGUAGGCCAAAGCGAGGACAGUGACACUGAUGAUUCAGAGUCGGACUCAGACUGCGGUGUUGCCGGGAAACGGAUGCACUCUGUGGUGGUUGUACCAAAGAAUUCCACCCUGACUCACUCGGACACAACAGACAAGCUUGCGUCUCCCUGCACUCCAAGCACUAGCCCAGGAUGUCAACAACACGCUAACAGGGCCAGUGGCCAAGAGGGUGACCUGAACAGGAAGGAGAUCCCAAGCAGGGUAAGCCCUCAGCAGAGACAUAGAGGCUUUCCCGCCAUGUGUGAGAGCACUAGGCAGGCCAGUAAUCCUUGUGUUGAUGGAAGUCUCUCUGCACAUGACAUCAUGGUAUAUCAAUCACAGAGCAACAUGGUCGAUAGCACCAGCCAGCUCGAGGGCUCCAACGCCACCGAUGCCCAGCCUUCUAAGGAUCCUUAUAGCAGUGCCCGUGAGAGACCAAAGAUUGGUGACGCAACAGUGAGCCAGAUUGCUGCCCACAGCCUUGAGAACUCCUUCAGGCAGUCUGACACAGGGCAUCCACAGCAUAAUGGCAGUGGCAGGGGUGGCGGGAUGCUUUCCCGUUACCAACAUGGAGACUUUGCUAGCUCUGAUGACUUCAACAGCAGUCUGGGCUGGGACUUCACACAGUCGGAGCAGCCCAGCAGUACGUACCAGCAGCCUGACAGCAGCUAUGGGGCAUCCCAACAGCAUCCUAACACACAACAGCCAGGGAACUCUUCUUUGGGGCAGGUGUACAGGACAAACAAUGGGGCCUACUGGACCCAACUACCAACUACGACUCAACCCACCUGCAGACCGGUCUACCUCCAUGUGCCUGCAACACAUUAUCAGGAGCCUGUUGGUCAAGUCCAUCCUGACUCCUUGACUAAUGACUGUGAUGAGGACAGUGAGGGGAAACCAGCAGGCAUUAGUAGACUAGCAGUUGAAUGCAAUGGUCCCAAGCUUCCAGGCUCGCUAGCCUUCGUACAAGCCCAUGAAAUAAGCAGCAACUGCAGAGGCUCUGUCAACGCCACUCCAGAGAAUAUUUCCAUAGUUGAACCCCCCAGAGACAAGGACAACUCAAGGCCCCACAGAGGCAGGGGUCCUCCCAAGAAAAGGCGGCCAGAAAUGGAGUCAGAUUCGGACAGCGAGGCAGAACCUGUGCUGGCUAGCAAAAGGGAGCGACUGGCAGAAAGGGAGCUCCCCAAGGUCUCCAAAGAAUCCAGGGAGAUUCCAGGUCAGGCUGAGGUGCAACGCCCUUUGCUCAGUCUGAGGGACUUCCGGGACGGCAGCAACUGGAGGGAGAUGGCAAGGUCUAAGAAGAUGCCACCGUACUUUGACCUGAUUGAGGAAAACCUGUAUCUGACUGAACGGAAGAAGAACAAGUCUCAUCGAGACAUCAAGAGAAUGCAGUGUGAGUGCUCUAUGCUGUCGAGGGAGGAGCGGUCUCGUGGAAUGAUGGCUUGUGGGGAGGACUGCCUUAACCGUCUGCUGAUGAUCGAGUGCUCAUCACGCUGCCUGAAUGAAGGCUACUGCUCCAACCGGCGCUUCCAGAUGAAACAGCAUGCAGACUUUGAGGUCAUCCUGACUGAAGAUAAGGGCUGGGGACUGAGGGCGGCCAGGGACCUGAUAUCAAACACUUUUGUGCUGGAGUACUGCGGAGAGGUGUUGGACCACAAGGAGUUCAAGACGCGGGUGAAAAAAUACGCUAGCAUGAAGAACAUCCACUACUAUUUCAUGGCCUUGAAGAAUAACGAGAUCAUAGACGCCACACUGAAGGGGAACUGCUCUCGCUUCAUGAACCACAGCUGUGAGCCCAACUGUGAGACCCAGAAGUGGACUGUGAACGGCCAGCUGAGAGUUGGGUUCUUCACCUCCAGGACCGUCACAGCUGGUACAGAGCUUACCUUCGAUUACCAGUUCCAGAGAUAUGGGAAAGAGGCCCAGAAGUGCUUCUGUGGGGCUCCCAGCUGCCGAGGCUUCCUGGGCGGGGAGAACAGGGUCAGUGUAAGAGCAGCGGCAGGGAAGAUGAAGAAAGAGCGCCCUCGCAAGAAGGACACCUCUGUGAGCAAUGCACUCACUACGGUGGACGAGGAACUAGAGGCUCUGCUGGAGAACGGGGAGGGUUUGUACGAUGAGAAGGAGGUGGUGUCUCUCUGCAGGCUGAUGGUCAGAGUGGAGACCAUGGAGCAGAAACUCAUCUGCCUCAAACUUAUCCAAGAUACCCAGAGCCCAUCCUGUCUGAAGCAGUUCCUGGACCAUCACGGUCUGUCUCUACUGUGGAUCUUCAUGGUGGAGCUCUCUGAAGCCAAGGGCAACAGUGUCAACAACAUCAAACUGCAGUUUCAGAUCAUGAAGACCCUGUCAGUGCUACCUAUCUCCACUAAGAACAUGUUGGAGGAGAGUCAUGUCCUGAGCCUCAUCCAGCGCUGGGCCCAAACGCAUACACACUCCCUCCCCCAACCCCCCGGGGCCGAACAGGACGGCUACUUCAGUGAGAACACGUCCCUCCCCCAGGCCCCCGGGGCCGAACAGGACGGCUACUCCAGUGAGAACACGCCCCUCCCCCAGCCCCCCGGGGCCGAACAGGACGGCUACUCCAGUGAGAACACGCCCCUCCCCCAGCCCCCCGGGGCCGAACAGGACGGCUACUCCAGUGAGAACAUGUCCCGCGCCCAGACCCCUCUCAACACUCCCGACGGCUCCUCUGCCUCCGUCGCCAAACUGGGCACUGAGUUGGACAGCGACACUCCCAAACGGGCCGUUUACCGUCGCCUCAAGAUCAGCGAGAACAGCCUGGACAGCGCCAUGUCGGACGCCAGCAAGGCCUCGGACGGUAAGGAGGAGGAUGAGGAGAUGGAGGACGAGGAGGUCUCAAGAUCUGAGCCUCCAGUGGAGAGCAGCAAACAGUCCAAGACAGAGCUGGUGGUUGAGGCCCAGGCACAGUCUCCCACAAAGGAGGAGCCGACAGAAGAGCCAGUCACAGAGCUGGUGGUUGAGGCCCAGGCUCAGACUCCCACAACGGAGGAGCCGACAGAAGAGCCAGUCACAGAGCUGGUGGUUGAGGCCCAGGCUCAGACUCCCACAACGGAGGAGCCGACAGAAGAGCCAGUCACAGAGCUGGUGGUUGAGGCCCAGGCUCAGACUCCCACAACGGAGGAGCCGACAGAAGAGCCAGUCACAGAGCUGGUGGUUGAGGCCCAGGCUCAGACUCCCACAACGGAGGAGCCGACAGAAGAGCCAGUCACAGAGCUGGUGGUUGAGGCCCAGGCUCAGACUCCCACAACGGAGGAGCCGACAGAAGAGCCAGUCACAGAGCUGGUGGUUGAGGCCCAGGCUCAGACUCCCACAACGGAGGAGCCGACAGAAGAGCCAGUCACAGAGCUGAAGGAAACACCAGAGGAGGUGGUGGAGACCAUGGAGAUCACAGAACCCGAAGCUGAGAGCCAGCUCUGUCUUAAAGAUCAGGAGGAGGUGAAUGAGAAGGGCGGUGACGAGGAGGUGAAAGACGAGUGGAGUGAGGGACAGAAGGAGCAGCAGCAGGCAAGUCAGUCAGUGGAGGAGAGGGAGGUUGUGGCAGGAGAGCAGGACAACGUGGAGGUCCAGGAAUCAUCACAUAUUCAGCCAGUUCGGACGGAAGUUACUGAGACCCCUUCAGAGGAGCAGCCUGCUGAGGAGAAGGAAGAGGAGACCACCACAGCAGAGACUGGGACUGAAGAUACAGAAAAGGCUCCAGGCAGCCAGGAACAUCCAGGCCAGGUGGCCCCUGAGGGUCCCCCGGAGGUGGCCCCUGGCACUGAGGACGCUGCCCAGGUAGUGACCCCUGCCUCGGAGGCCCCUCCACCUCCCUCUCCGGUGGUCCCCGUGGAGCCUGCGGCGGUGGGGACGCCCUCGCAGGAUGAGGAGGAGGGUGUGUCUGAUGUAGAGAGCGAGAGGAGCCAGGAAGCCCUGCUCAGUGCUGUGGAUAUAGGAGACAUGGCUGCUAGGCUGCUGGACAGCUGGAAGGACCUGAAGGAGGUGUACAGGAUCCCCAAGAAGAGCCAGGUGGAGAAGGAGAUACACGAUCGUAGUCGAGACCGAGACGCUGCCCCGGCUCGCACCCCCUCCGGCAGCCGAGAACGGGAACGGGAACGUGAGAGGGAGCGGGACAAGGAGAGGGACAGGGAACGAGAUCGAGAAAGAGAACGGGACAGGGAGCGUGACCGGGAGCGUGACAGAGAAAGGGACAGGGAUUGGGAGAGAGACCGGGAUAGAGAGAGAGAUAGAGAGAGAGACUGGGACAGAGACUCUGAGAAGACACCCCGCAGCACAGAGAGACGGAGGAGACGUGCCUCCACCUCCCCACCGCCCUCCGCAUACGAGAGGAGCAGCAGGCGACAUGUGGACCGGUUUGACCUGGCUAACAGCAGUAAGAAGACCCGUUCCAUCACCAAGGAACGCACCAAGCUGUCCACAGAGGAGCGCAGGAAGCUGUUUGAACAGGAGGUGGCCCAGCGCGAGGUCAAGAAACAACAACAACAGUUACAACAACAACAUCAACAACAGUUACAACAACAUCAACAACAGUUACAACAACAUCAACAACAACAGCGGCAGCAGCAGCUCCAGACUCUAGCCUACGAUGCAGCCCUGACCUACACUACCAGCCCAGCUGGCUUCAUCCACUACCCCCCUGGCUACCCCCUCCAGACCUACGUGGACCCCGUCAACCCCAACGCAGGCAAGGUGCUGCUGCCAACCCCUCCCGUGGAGCCCCUGGUCCCAGCCACCCUGGUCUUGGAGCAGACCCCUCCCCAGGCUCUGAUCACCGAGCUGGGCAUGACCUCUCCCUCCUCUACCUCCCAGCCCCCUCCAGUCUCCAACCUCUCCAGCAUCUCCCAACACAUCCACCAACCCACUAUUCCUCUGGAGCUCCACCCCGGCACCGCCCAGCAGUAUGCCCAGCAGCCCAGCGGGGCAGGCCAGGACCCGGGGGUAGGCGUCCUGUCAGUGCCUGCUGUAUCAGCGCCCCCUCAGGUGUCGACGGGCCAGGGGAGUUACACCACGCUGUGGGACCCUACCACCCAGCAGGCUGUGACAGUACAGACCCAGGUAGCACCACAGUACCAGGUUGUCCCAGCACCACCUCCCACCCAGACAGCCAUCUACUACCAGGGCCAGCCCUGUCAGACCAUCUACAGUAUCCCCACUGCCUAUCCACAGGCUAACACACCUGUCCUGCAGACCUACGCUGAUCCGGCUGCCAACUACCUCCGUGGUCAGCCGGUGUACACGGGUCACCAGCAAGGAGUGGUGGUUCAGCAGGGGGGUACGGUCACUACCAUCGUCACCUCACAGACUGUCCAGCAGGAGAUGCCCAACACUCUGUUAGUCCCCAACAGUAUGAUAGACCUGCCCCCUCCCUCUCCUCCCAAACCCAAAACCAUCGUCCUGCCCCCCAGCUGGAAGGUAGCACGGGACGGAGAGGGAAAGAUCUACUAUUAUCACGUCAUCACCAGACAGACUCAGUGGGAUCCUCCAAGCAGCUGGGACGGGGCCAGUGAAGACUCUCACAGCUUAGACCACGAGGCUGAGAUGGACCUGGGGACGCCCACCUACGACGAGAACCCCUCCAAGUUCUCUACUAAGACAGCAGAGGCAGACACAUCCAGUGAACUGGCCAAGAGGAGCAAGGAGACGUUCCGGAAAGAGAUGUCCCAGUUCAUUGUGACCUGCUUGAAUCCCUUCCGGAAACCAGACUGCAAACUGGGACGCAUUGUCAACACUGAGGAUUUCAAACACCUUGCCAGAAAGCUAACUCACGGCGUCAUGAACAAGGAGCUGAAGUCCUGCAAGAACCCAGAGGACCUGGAGUGCAACGAAAACGUCAAGCACAAGACCAAGGAGUACAUCAAGAAAUACAUGCAGAAGUUUGGCAACAUCUACCGGCCCAAAGAGGACACUGAGCUGGACUAACACUGCGUCUGACUGGAGGAACAGAACAGGGAUCAAGACUUGAAAAUAUGAUUAGGCUACGGUUGUUUGGGGCCCACAAACGGUGAAAGGAGACACACUGAAACCCAGAUUAAAGUCAAGUCACGCUGGGAAACUGAACUGUGGAGGUGGGAUCGCUCCAGACACAUAUUUAUGAGGAGGACAUGUUUAUGUUGACUAAGACUGUGUCUUAAACUGAUGCCUUGAAGGCUUGCCGCCGGGCCCACUGACUAAUGGGAGGGGACUAGUGGGAGGGGGGUGAGAAUCAUGACGAGGAGGGAGGUGUCUCCCAAGGGGCAGAGGCUCCAGGUGAAGUGUCCACAGAGAAGUGUGCGACACCUAGGCUGCGUCUCAACUAGCACCCUAUUCUCUGUGUCCUAUGUAGGGAAUAGGGUGCUGUUUGGCACUCAGACCCAGAGAGGGGUGCUACAUUAACCUAUAGUGUCACUAUCGUGUUAGCUUUCUACAUUUUUUUCUUACCUAACUAACAAUGUUUUCAAAUCUUAUUUACAUAUUCUCUCUAGAACUCUUCCUCCCCUGUCUGAAAAGGAUUCAUGAAAGAGUCGGACAUACCAUCAUUUUAAAUUGCUCUUCAAUGUUUUUCCACUGUUGGGAUGUUGCUGUAUGAAGUCCGGCAGUGGUAAUUAACUGGUCUAAAUGGAUCAGUGUAAAGAAAGAGAAUCUCUGUUUGUCCAUAUGACUGGCUUUCCUCUGGUGCGCCCGCACGCCACACCCCCCAAGCCAGCCAUUGACUUGACUAGGGUAUCUGGUGCUGCUUUUGGCUGGGCUGUGAUAGUCCAAGCUUUCUACUCUCCAAGCCCUCCCUGCCUUCAGACCACAAUCCUCCGGAGCCUCUGUUAUAUGGAGGCUGGGUUCGGUUCGGAUGGAGGCUAGGUUCGGAUGGAGGCUGGGUUCGGUUCGGAUGGAGGCUGGGUUCGGUUCGGAUGGAGGCUGGGUUCGGUUCGGAUGGAGGCUGGGUUCGGUUCGGAUGGAGGCUGGGUUCGGUUCGGGUGGAGGCUGGGUUCGGUUCGGAUGGAGGCUGGGUUCGGUUCGGAUGGAGGCUGGGUUCGGUUCGGAUGGAGGCUGGGUUCGGUUCGGAUGGAGGCUGGGUUCGGUUCGGAUGGAGGCUGGGUUCGGUUCGGAUGGAGGCUGGGUUCGGUUCGGAUGGAGGCUGGGUUCGGUUCGGAUGGAGGCUGGGUUCGGUUCGGAUGGAGGCUGGGUUCGGUUCGGAUGGAGGCUGGGUUCGGUUCGGGUGGAGGCUGGGUUCGGGUGGAGGCUGGGUUUGGUUCGGGUGGAGGCUGGGUUCGGUUCUAUCGUUCUGACUGGUGUCCUUAUGGGAAUUCCUCCAUGGCUGCUUACCAAAUAGCACCCUAUUUCCUAUAUAGAGCACUACUUUAGACCAGGGCCCAUAGGGGAAUCCCAGAGUGCACUACUUUAGACGAGAGCUCUAUAUAGGGAAUAGUGUUCAUUUGGGACAUAGUCCAUGUUCCAAUGCUCCCUCCCUGAGUAAAUAUUUUUUAUUUUUUACAAAAAUGUAAGAAUGAACUUUAUUAUGGAGCUUGUUCUCUUCAGUCCGCCUACUCAGACAGACGGACGGACAGACUUCAAGAGGACUUAGUGGUGAAUAAGGAACAGCAGGGGACGGGGUUACUGAUCAAUGUUUUUGUCUUUAAUUAACUUGUACUAUGAAGUGAACAGGAUUUGGAUGCUAUCAGACACAUGAUGCGUAUGUGUCAGUCAGUCUGUCCCUCGUUCUGUUUCAACUACCCCCCCUCCUCCACAAUGGGGUGUAGCGUUGUAAUUUUAACUCUAUUUCACAUUGUUUUACUAUUAUAAUUCCUUUAGACGGGCAUCACAGAGGCGCCUGUGCUGUCGUCUUGUUGCUACACAAGCUGUUUUACUCCUUAGUCUCCGGGGUAACAAGGUUUGUGUCCUGUCGUCAGGGUUACCGGUUCAUAGGCUUGGGGGUCGUUGAUCAUUUAGGUAACUCUCACACCACCAUUUAAAUUGCAUUAAAACCAUGUUCAAACACACACAUGUAUUAUAGUGCUUUAUAUGUGAAUAUAUUGAGAAAUAGUUUGAGAAUGUUUAGGUAAGCAGAGUCUUUGUAAAAGGAUGGACUGUUGGUCCACUUGGCUAUUGACAGGUUAUAAGUAUACCAAACACAGGUGAAUGAAGGGGGGGAGUGUUGAAGUGAGUUCCCCUGUCUGCUCCAGCAGCUCAACUCAACACCCCCUUCCUCUGUAAACUAAAGCCAGGAUUCCACCCAUUCACAGACUCUUGUUUGAAUAUUUUUUAUUUUGGUGGUGGGGGUUGCAGCGUUUUUCUGUUUUGUUUGUUUUGAGACAGAUUUUUUUUUUUUGGUAUGUACAAAAUGAGUUUCACCCCAACUCUACUGUAAGUACUGUGCAAGCACAUUGUCAUACUGAGUGUACAAACAUUUUAAAAGAAAAAUAAAGUUUUUGUAAAAAUGUGUA